Molecule: messenger RNA, 1193 nt
Organism: Eutrema salsugineum
Lineage: Eukaryota; Viridiplantae; Streptophyta; Magnoliopsida; Brassicales; Brassicaceae
Product: ACT domain-containing protein ACR12
Exons: 10
Cellular component (GO): chloroplast thylakoid membrane; chloroplast stroma
Source: RefSeq, a predicted model, not a curated record
UUUUGUUAUCACAAAACGCCAAUUUUCUCGCCAUUGUAGAUUUCGGUGUUCUCUUGACUUCCCAGAAAAAAAAUAUUCUUGUUUCAACUUCAAUGGCGUUCUCCAAUACUAUCUUCUCUGUUACUCAUUUCUCUUCUUCCUUUACUUCCUCUCGUCCUUCUUCUGCGAUCACCUGGCAGACUCGUUUUCCCGCUCAAACUUCUUCUCCAGAUCUAUCGCCUGCUUUCUUCGGUGAUCCCCGGAAGUUCGUCCAAGGUGUAAUGUCUCUCUCCACGAUGAGUCUAAGAAACCGUGUAUAUGCUUCGAUUAACAGCACUGAUGCCACUACUCCAUCUUCUCCGAAAUCGGAAGAUGAUGAUGACGUCGUUCCAAUGCCAAUGGUUAUGAUAGACCAGGAUGCCGACCCUGAAGCCACCAUUGUACAACUCAGUUUUGGAGAUCGUCUUGGGGCUCUCAUUGACACAAUGAGGGCGCUGAAAGAUUUGGGAUUGGAUGUAAUAAAAGGAACUGUCACAACUGAAGGAUCCGUUAAGCAGACCAAAUUUUCUAUAACAAAACUAGAUACUGGGCGGAAAGUGGAAGACCCUGACUUGUUGGAGCAAAUUCGAUUAACAAUCAUUAACAAUCUGUUGAAAUACCAUCCGGAAUGCAGCGAGCAACUUGAAAUCGAACAAACUUGCAUGAGAAAUGAGAUUUAACCGAACAAAAAGUAUGUCGAUAUUGCAACGCACAUAGAUGUGAAAAAAGACGGACCAAAGAGGAGCCUUCUUUGCAUAGAGACAGCGGACAGGCCAGGUCUUGUUGUAGAGAUGAUAAAAGUGAUGGCUGAUAUCAACAUAGACGUGGAAUCCGCAGAGAUAGAUACAGAAGGUCUGGUUGCCAAAGACAAGUUUCACGUAAGCUACCAAGGGCAAGCACUAAACAGUUCGUUGUCACAGGUUUUGGUGAACUGUCUGCGUUACUUCCUGAGAAGGCCUGAAACUGACAUCGACAGCUAUUAAUAAAGCUUUUUGUUUGUUCCAAAAACAAAACUGUCUUUCUCCUUUAUGAAAUCGUAUCUGUUGCGAUCUAUCAAGUCUAGACUGUUUUGAAUAUGAUGUGGAAACUCGUAAUAACCAUAACGUCUGCGAAAUAUUUCUGCCUUUACUGAACCAUUGGGGCUAAAGAAUAAAGAUGGCUUGGUUCUGUUGUCA